Molecule: messenger RNA, 1425 nt
Organism: Bufo gargarizans (Asiatic toad)
Lineage: Eukaryota; Metazoa; Chordata; Amphibia; Anura; Bufonidae
Gene: UTP23
Product: UTP23 small subunit processome component
Exons: 3
Coding region: 129-863 (244 amino acids)
Cellular component (GO): nucleolus; small-subunit processome
Molecular function (GO): small ribosomal subunit rRNA binding
Source: RefSeq, a predicted model, not a curated record
UUAGUGGGCGUGUUUUGUUCUGGGAGAUCGGUCGUGACGUAAUUCCGGGACACGGCGCCCACGUGUUGAGAGCGCUGCUUCUCGGGUGUGCGUGACGUCACGGUACGGAACCGGGUGACUUGCCCGCUAUGAAGAUCACCAGGCAAAAACAUGCCAAGAAGCACCUGAGCUUCUACAAGCACAACUUCCGCUUCCGGGAGCCGUACCAGGUGCUGGUGGACGGGACCUUCUGCCAGGCGGCUCUGAAGAACCAGAUCCAGAUCAAGGAGCAGCUGCCCAAGUAUCUGAUGGGGGAAGUGCAGCUCUGCACAACCCACUGUGUUAUUAAGGAGCUGGAGUCCUUGGGGACGGAAGUGUAUGGAGCCAAAUUAAUCGCCCAAAGAUUUCAAGUGCGGAGCUGCGGUCACUCCCAGAGCCCUCUUGGCGGCUCGGCGUGCCUGUUAUCCAUGGUUGCAGAUGGCAACUCUCACCAUUACUUCGUCGCCACCCAGGACCAUGAACUUGCAAACAAAGUGAAAAAAAAGGCAGGCAUCCCCCUGAUGUUCAUUAUUCAGAACACAAUGGUGCUGGACAAACCGUCCCCCAAGUCUGUGGCCCAUGUCCAAGCUGUGCAAGCCGGUCAGCUACUCCCCGAGCAUCAUAAACACAGCAUUGAGCAUUUGAAAGACGAGCAGGGGAUCCCACUGAUCACAGAGCGCAGGGGGAGGAAGAGGAAACGUGUCGGGGGUCCUAACCCCUUGAGCUGCUUGAAGAAAAAGAAAAAUGAUCCAAAACCCACAAGACCAGCUCCUGAGCAACAGAAGAGAAAGAGGAAAAGAAAGCGGAACAAGCCCUCGGGAAAUCCCACCCCACAGACUGCCUAACGGAGCCGAGACCCCCAAGUUAACAGCUUUGGAGUUGAUAUUUUUUAAAACAAAUUGUAUGAGAUUAGAAAAACAUGGCUGCUUUUUUCUAGAAACAGCGCCACUCUUGUUCAUUGGCAGUUUCUGGUAUUACAGCUCGGCUUCGUUCACUGGAAUACCAUACACAACCCUAUGUCACGCUUUUCUAAUCUCGCCCCCAUAGCUUUUAUGGAAUUGUAUUCAUUUCAGUAAAGGAUGGCCUUGUUCACUCUAGCCCUGACACUGUGUACACAAUUAUGGUAUUUUGCUCAUUCCGUGCACAUUACUAAUGCAUUUUGCUUCCUCCAUGGUCGAGUCCAUUUGUCUCCAACUGGUAUCCUGCGGCUGGGAGUCGUAGUUUCUCCACAACCUCUGGAGACGCCAAUGGUUUAGACAAUGGGAACUGAACAGUUUGGACUUCAGGCUGAUACAUAGCUUUUAACAGUUUAACCGUAUAAAUAUAAGCAAAAAUCUUUUCUUUCACUGAAUGCAAGCGGAGAUCUUGACUGUGGUGAGUAAUUAAAACACAAAGUGGUAUGAGAAA